Coregonus clupeaformis (lake whitefish) is the source of this 1276-nucleotide messenger RNA. RefSeq names its product iroquois-class homeodomain protein irx-3-like. The record is from RefSeq and is a predicted model, not a curated record. Lineage: Eukaryota; Metazoa; Chordata; Actinopteri; Salmoniformes; Salmonidae. Gene Ontology annotation, biological process: cell development; neuron differentiation; regulation of transcription by RNA polymerase II. Gene Ontology annotation, molecular function: DNA-binding transcription factor activity, RNA polymerase II-specific; RNA polymerase II cis-regulatory region sequence-specific DNA binding. The transcript is spliced from 2 exons. Gene Ontology annotation, cellular component: nucleus. Bases 17 to 1003 code for a protein of 328 amino acids.
UAGUCAGGACGUAAGGAUGCCUGCGUCACAAACAGGCAACUUCUUUGAAAGAAACAUCAACAUGCCCCCUGGAUAUCAGUUACCGUUUUUGGAAGGUCCAGCUGGGGUACAACAGCAACAAGCCCCUUAUCUUGCUGCGAUUGCUGGUGUACCUUUGGCAUAUUCAGGACUACAGGGAUACAACUUCAUCCCCUAUCCACACCACAGAUACAUUGCGAACAUGAACAACUCUUUCGACCUGAAAGCUGUCUCUCCAUAUCAUCAAGCGCUUCUCGGCCGAGGAGGUCCAUUCUACCCGCAAUACCGACCAGGCGCAACCGAUGACCCGAUCAGAGUCGCCAAGGUGGCUACCCGGGAAAGCACCAGCGCGCUCAAGGCCUGGUUGAACGAGCAUCUUAAGAACCCGUAUCCCACGAAGGGCGAAAAGAUCAUGCUUGCUAUUGUAACCAAGAUGAGCCUCACGCAGGUUUCCACUUGGUUUGCCAACGCCAGGCGACGACUGAAGAAGGAUAAUAGGGUAAGCUGGGCGUCCAAGGGGAAGUCUGACGAGGAGGAGGAGGGCGAGAGCGACGAGGAGGAGGGCGAGGGCUCUCUGCAGAAAAGCCGUUUGGACGACGAAGAUGAGAUAGAUCCUCAAACCGUAGAUGACAAGGAGGAUAUUGGACAUAGAGUAUCCAACUCAACGCCAGAGCCGGUGAAUGCGCGCCUUGUGAAACAGUCAAACAACGACAAUAGAUCUGGUAGGCUCGCGGCGCACGCGGAAAAUGUCGUAAAGAAUGACACAGAACGCAAAUCAUUUCCAGCUCGCCUGGAAAGUAAAGAUAACGUUGAGUGUCAAAAGCCCAAAAUAUGGUCUUUGGCCGAAACAGCGACCUCGGAAACGGUGAAAAAGCCCCAGGACAGUGCUUGUCAUCCUGGCACACAAGUUGGCAAAUUCUGGGCAGAAUGGGCAUCAAGGAACGGACUGUAUAUUCCCGUAUACCUUGCUCACGAUAUUCUAUAACAGAGCAUUUACUAUUUAAAAUAGUCAAGGACACAUUUUUACAUCUUUUGCACUUUAAAAUGCCAAACUCAAUGUCAUGGGUCUACUUUUUGACGUUUACACAUGGACUAAUUUUCUAGGAAAAUGCUGGAUAUAUGUUUGUUAGGCUACUUGUAAGACCAAAGACUCUUACAGAACAUGUUAUGUUUUGUGUACAUAUUUGUAGAUAUAUUUUCGAUGAACACUGUAAAUUAUUAUUUAAUUUGUCUUAUCACCCAAAAAUAUUUUGGUAAA